CAGAUGCAUUUAAUAUUACGUAUUUUGGUUCCGUUUUUAAAUUUUCAAUUCUGUAGCUUUUCAAUUCAGGUUUAAGUACAAUAUUUAUAAUUUAAAAUACUUUAUUUAAUUUUUAAUUCUAUAGAAAAGUGUCUAUAGUGUUCAUACGAAAAAAUAAUUAUUUAACAUUUUUCGCAUGCUGAUUUGCAUAAACCAUAAAUGAUUUAUUUGUGACUGAGUGCUCAUAGAAGUGGCAGGUGAAUAUCGCUGUGUUUAACGCAGAUUUGCAACGUAGAAGCUUUACGAAAUUUUAAAAAUGUCUUCUCCUUUGCCUCCUUAUUUGGGUAGUAAAAUAAGUAUUAUUUCUAAGUCUGAAAUCCGAUAUGAAGGUAUAUUGUAUACUGUUGAUCCAAAGGAGUCUACUAUUGCGCUAGCUAAGGUAAAAUCAUUCGGCACUGAAGGAAGACCAACAGAGAGACCCUUAGCACCUAGAGAUGAAGUUUAUGAGUAUAUAAUAUUCAGAGCCAGUGAUAUCAAAGAUCUUCAUGUAUGUGAGGGACCAAAGUCUUUUCAUGGGUUUUUACCACAUGAUCCUGCAAUUGUUUCGCAGUCUGGACCUGUUAUGCAUUAUCCUUCGGGUCAAGGAUACAACACAUUUUAUGGAAUUACGGGACUUCAAGGAUUUCCUUCUCAUGUUGGCAACAACUAUUCAAACGUACAUCCUUUUAAUGUAGCACAAUCAAGUCGUGCAACAGCGCAAACUCCUCAGCGCAAAGGCACUACGACUGAUGCUAGUGUCCAAGUCUCUGUGGGUAGUACUGAUGUAUAUAAUAGACAGGGACUGGAUGGUAGAGAACCUCUGAGGCAAAGAAAUCAGAUGAAUUAUCCUCAGAGGAGGAGGGCCUCUUUCAACAGGCAACCAGGAGGUCCAAGACGAAAUAGUAUUGCUCGGCGCAACCCAAGAAAUGAGUCUAAUAUAGAAAACUAUGACAAAGAAUAUGAUUUUGAACAGGCAAAUGCAGAGUUUCAAGAACUUGAAAAUAAAUUGGCAAAAAAUUCCAUUGGUAUUUUUAAGCUUUUCUCUGAUUUGAGCCUGGAUCAGUCUCCCAGUGUUCUUGAAGAUCAGAAUUCCUCUUAUGACAAAGAGAAGUCUUUCUUUGAUGACAUUAGUUGCGAGGCAACCCAAAUCAGUAAAGGUUUUCCCAGAUUCGAUUGGAGACUUGAGAGGAAACUAAAUGUAGAAACAUUUGGGGCGUCCGCAAACAAUGCUUGGCUGCGCAGACGACGUGGCAGAGGUAAUAUGCGCAGAGGAUACAACCGAAUGAAUGAAGUCCCUAAAACUGUUACCUUUGAUGAAAAGCCUGUUGUGAAAGAAGUAGAUACUGCCACAGAAAUUGAAGAAGUGAAAUCUGAUCAGCUUCCAAUCAUUGAAGUGGUUAUGGAUAAAGAGAAGAGUGAAUGGCCAGAAAACAAAGUGGAGACUGUUUGGAAUUAAUAUGCUAUUUGGAGAAUAUAUAUAUUUUUUAUACUUUAUUCUAGUCAUCAGAAGAUGCGAGUCAUUGAUUUUUACUCAACAAGAUUGUCUAUUUUUGUAAAAGUGAGAGAAACACUUGACUUUAAAAAUAAUUUCUUUAUUUGUGUUUGCAUGCUUCAAGUUCUGUAAAGUAAUCAGCAUGUUUAACAUGUAUACCAGAUGCUGAGAAAUAAGUGUAAGCAUCAUUCUAAGUUGUGUUAACCUCUGCUGAUUUUAGCAGGGUGUAUUUAUUAUUUUUUGACAUUUAUUUAUUAAAGUGUCUUUGCAAUCUAA
This is a messenger RNA of Parasteatoda tepidariorum (common house spider), 1786 nucleotides long. RefSeq names its product protein LSM14 homolog car-1. NCBI's taxonomy places the organism in Eukaryota, Metazoa, Arthropoda, Arachnida, Araneae, Theridiidae. The record is from RefSeq and is a predicted model, not a curated record. Gene Ontology annotation, molecular function: mRNA binding. Gene Ontology annotation, biological process: cytoplasmic stress granule assembly; P-body assembly. Gene Ontology annotation, cellular component: P-body.